AUGGCACCGAAUAAGAUUAUCAUCGAUACGGACCCUGGCGUCGAUGAUAUCCUGGCUAUGCUCCUGGCGUUCUCGGCUAAGAGCGAGGAGUUGGAUAUUCUCAUGUUGAGUUUGACGUUUGGGAAUGUCGAGGUUAAGAAUUGUCUACGCAAUGUGGUCACGCUGUUCCAUUAUAUUGAGAAAGAGAGAGCGUGGAGGAAGGAGAAUGGCAGGCCUGAGGGGUUUGAAACGUUGGGUGCGAGGAAACCUAUUGUUGCUGUUGGUGCCGAGGAGCCAUUGGCGGAACAUAUGAUGGUCGCGGACUUCUUCCAUGGGAUUGAUGGGUUGGGAGGUAUACAUCACAGUCACCCACAUCUCUCACCAGAAGAGACGUGGAAGUCACUCUUCACACCUCAGCCGAAGAACAUGCCGGCUGAAGAAACCAAGGCGCUGCAAAAAGUCAAGGAGAAACACUCGCUCUUCACGCCAUCGCUGAAGCCCGCACACGAAGUCAUGCUCGACUUGCUGAGGGAGAAUGAGCCUGAUACGGUUACUAUCGUGGCAGUCGGACCUCUGACCAAUCUUGCUAUCGCUGCUGCGCAAGAUCCCGAGACGUUCUUGAAGGUCAAGGAGGUAGUCGUAAUGGGCGGUGCCAUCGAUGCGCCUGGAAACUUUACAAUCUCACCCUUCGUCGCAUCCUUUCCAGCUCUACGCAGCUCUGGAAAGCCACCCACAGCGUCGUCCACCCCCACCCCUCCACCUAAUAUACCACCCACAUACCCUCUCCAUCCCCGUCCCCCCUUCAACCUAAUCAAACAACCCAACACCCCCCUCCGCCACUCACUAAAUCUCCGAAACCAGAUGACCCCCGGCGCCGAAUUCAACACCUACGCCGACUCCGUAGCCAGCGCGCGCGUCUUCGCCCUCACAUCCGCAAACCCGCACCUCACCAUGCCCCCCAUGCUCUCAAACCCCCAGAAGAAGCACCAACUACCGGCGUACCCAAAAACACUCAGCAAGCGCCUAACCAUCAAACUCUUCCCGCUCGACACAACAGAACUACACGUCCUGCCCAAAACCAUGUACGAAGACUACAUCGCCCUAAAACCCAUCAAAGGCUCCCCCCUCUCCGAAUGGACCAGCCUAUUCCUCACAUCCACAUUCGCAAAAAACUCAUCCCUGAACCCUCAACAAGAUCCCACGAAAUCCGGACUCCAACUCCACGACCCGCUGACGAUCUGGUACGCUCUAUGCCCCUCCAACCCGCUAUGGAAGUUCAAAGAGGAGGAUGUGAGGGUCGAGACGAGUGGGCAGUGGACGAGGGGGUGCACGAUUGUGGAUCGGAGGGGGAGGCCGGUUACGGAGGGGGAGAGCAGUUUGGACGAGGAGGUUGUGGGGGAUGCGGGGGGGUGGAGGGAUAGUAGGAGGGGGAAUCGGGUUGGGUGGUGUACGAGGAGUCCGGGGGAGGGCAAGUUUGCGAGGGUGCUGCUGCAUAGGGUUUUGGGGGAUGGGGAGCAGUGGUAG
Alternaria novae-zelandiae is the source of this 1503-nucleotide messenger RNA. RefSeq lists its product as uncharacterized. Gene Ontology annotation, molecular function: purine nucleosidase activity. Gene Ontology annotation, biological process: purine nucleoside catabolic process. Gene Ontology annotation, cellular component: cytosol. NCBI's taxonomy places the organism in Eukaryota, Fungi, Ascomycota, Dothideomycetes, Pleosporales, Pleosporaceae. The transcript is spliced from 7 exons. The coding region runs from base 1 to 1503 and encodes 500 amino acids. The record is from RefSeq and is a predicted model, not a curated record.